Messenger RNA from Vicia faba (fava bean), 693 nucleotides. Lineage: Eukaryota; Viridiplantae; Streptophyta; Magnoliopsida; Fabales; Fabaceae. The record is from the annotation of a GenBank genome assembly.
AUGCUUCCUCUGAUGGCAAAUGGUUCAUGGAUGUCACUUGGUAGCAUUCAUAAUGGAAAAACCAAUCAUAGAAAUGGUCUCACUGCGUUGGACUUAAAGGGGACGAAUUGUGUUGGUCUUCUUUCUGAAGUGUUUGCGGCAGUUAGAGCAGAGGCAAGAAUAACGGCAGUGUGGCUUCUGAAGAUUAAAUUGGGACAGAGUGCAACAAAACCUGUUAACUCGCUUUCAGGGACCGAGACCUCUUCCAAUUCAGGCAUAAGCAUAUGUGCUUUGGUUGACAUAAUCUUAGGCUCAAUUGCAUGUGUAAUUUCAUUGUCUGCAAUUUUUAUUCUUUUACUAUUAAUAAUAAGAUUAAGACGUCAUGAUGCAAUUUCCAAACCCCACCAUUCAUCUAAGAUCGCAAUACAAAUUGAUGGCACAAGAGCUUUUACUUAUGAGGAGUUGUCUGCUGCUACCAGCAAUUUUGACAACAAUGCUCAAAUUGGACAAAGAGGUUAUAAGAAGGUUUAUAAAGGUAUUCCUUCUAAUGGCAUUAUGGUGGCCAUAAAACAUGCACAUCAAGGAUCACUGCGAGGUGAGAAGGAAUUUCUCACAGAAAUUAGAACACUAUCAACGAUACAUCAUCGCAAACUUGUGUCUUUGAUUGGAUACCGUGAUAAAGAAGGUGAACAGUUACAUCAGAAAAACCUUUGA